AAAAGAAAAGAAAAGAACAAAACUUGUAAUUUUUCCUUUGGAUCCCUUCCGGACAUCACACUCUUGUCGUGCAAAUCCCGUACAUCUGCCCUGUGCCAACCUCCGUCCUCGCACGCCGCUUUUUGAACGCUGCUCGUUGUCUGGAGGGCGAAUACCACCCGGAACUCUGAAAGAAGGACCCCCCCGCCCCUGUGGAAGCUUCCCUUGAGUUAUUUGGCUUUGCUAUAUCGGGAUCGAGGUUGGAAAGGGCUCACCUACUCGGCUGUCUCGCUAUGGGAUGCCGUGUUAGGUAUAUCCUGAACACACUCUUCGAUCGAGUGCUAUGUUCAUAGUGGUGUGCUCUCGAGAUAUCGCCACAGCUUUUGAAGCCACGAUCUGCCAGUCACGUUUAUCGUAAUAGGAUAUGCUCUCGCCAAGAUAACAGCAAUGGAUAUAUCCCAAAGCGUGUUGCCAACGGUAUCUGUCGAUAGACCACACCUGAAAUCUCACAAGGUGCUUCCGAGAAAGAGGGAUGUCACCCACGAUGUCGAACUUACUUCAUCUAACGAUAGUGAUGGCCCGCGCGCUGACAGCCCUCUGCUAAAUGGAUUUAUCUUUCCUCAACCCGCACCGACCCUACCCCUAACGCCACCGUCAUUGACACUCGAAUCGAAAAAGCAGUCGCCGCUAACCUUGCCUAUUGACGCUUCACAACCCCAAACGUCCGAUUCCACAAAUGCAACACCAACACGCCAAGCAAACAUUCUGACCCCAGAUAUAACACCACCACGGUCUGCACCGGAUGGCCGCAAACGACCUGCGCAGUAUCGCAACUUCACAUCCAUGUCGUCCAAAGCCGAGUCCUUCAAAACUGCCCGUGAGGUGUUAUCUUCAGAUGACGAUUUAGAAGGUAUAAAUGGAGCUGGGAUAUCUGCUUUGCCACCGCCGAAAUCUCUACUACCUCUCCCUCUGGUUUCGUACGAUACAGUCGGUAGUCCUGGCCACCACUCUAGCUUGGGCUCUCAAGAGAGUGCGUUACGGACGAAGAAGGAAAAUGAAUCAGCAUGUUCUCGUCGUUUUGAUGCCUUUGACAGAGAUAGGAAAGAGCAUGGCCCUGACAAGGCUGAUUUACCAAGAGCAAGGAAUCAACGGCAAAACAGAGACAUAGUGAAUGGUAAUAAAACGUCACCGGGAAUGAAAUCCUGGGAGGAAUCACGUCAAGGACUAGAAUCGCAAACUAAUCGCGAAAGGCCUCUGCGGGAGCGACUGAAGGAAGGAAAGGGUGUCGUAACUAGCGCCUCUAUCGAGAAAUUUGCAAAGGAUAUUGGGUGGCAGGUGCCUGAGGACCGUGACAAACAUUCUUGCCGCCUUUCAGCAGUAUCUGCAUCAUCGACAAUUGAAGCGAUUAUCAUCGAUUCUCCGCCUCGAAAGAAGCAAACCUUGCGUCAUACCGGAAAAGCGGAGUCCUUACGUUCCGUUAGUUCGCCGGCUUCCCAUUCGAAUCGCGAUAUGUCACGAGGUUUAGAGCAGGGGCGUCGCCUAGUUCGUAAGAAUGCUCGAAUAACUGACCAGGACCGCUCUAGCAUUAUGUCUGACAUGUCUCUGGCAUUGACCACGGCCUAUCCCAAGCCAAAAGAAGCGGAAGAAAUCAUCCCGGUUGUGGUCAUCCCUCAGCGGCGAUCGUCCCUAAGAUCUUCCACAUGUGGCAGCAGGGAGCAUUCACGGACUCGUACCAUAGUUGAAAAUCGUCGGCCAACCACGGCGCCUGAGGGUAAAAAUUCAUCCCAUGCAUUUUUUGACUUCCCAAGAAGACGACGUACUAUGUCUGAAUCGUUCCCUCACCCGCGAAGGUCAAGUGAUACUGCUCGCCGAGCUAUAACUUCCCGGCCUAGGAUUCCGGCAAGGCGGUCGUCUCUAUCAGCACCCACCAGUAGGACCGCAUCUCGAACAACAUCGCUUACUUCCGAUAACUUGCAGCAGUAUCAAAUCGCACAAGACACCCAGUCCUUUGCACACCAGAAAUCUCAAGAGGGCCAGGAAAAUGUCCGAAUUUUAGACCCAGUUGCUUUGAAAAUUGAACAGUCGGUACCCAAAGACGUUAAUACUCAAGAUAACACCGAGAACCGUCUUUGCGUUGACAGUCAUUAUAAUGACUCCUUAUUACAAACUCCUUCUUUGCCAAAAACACCAUUUCAGCACUCAAUUCAAUCUUUGUCGCCUGGCCCUAUAGAAAUCUCGGAGGCUCGCGCUAUACCUUUCUUUGUCCACAACAACAAAUCACUCUUACUAGUUGAACAAUACACGCAGCCCGAGUCUCGUGCGGUACAAACGCUGCAAACUUCGCCUACGGAUUUAGAGGUGACUUUAAUUGACACACAUACGUCUAUUAUGGAGCCCCAACUUCAAGCAGCUUGCAUUAAUUCCCCGCUUCGGAACCCGAGACCACCACCGAAGCCUCCAGCACUUAAAGUUAUCCCCCCAACACCUCUUGAAAUAAGUAAACACCGGCCUAAUCAUCUGCCAUCGAGCAGCACAGAGAGCAGCAACGGACUUGCACGCCGCUGGGAAUCUCUGCGUCGCACCUUCAGCACUAAGCAGUACUCCAAUACCGGGGAGCUAGGUCAACCUGUUCAUAAAUUUCGGAACCGCAAAGCCGGGAAGGACAUUGAUAGCAAGCUCCAUCCAUUCUGGCGGCCACGGGAAUUCUGGGAAGAUUUCAAAGAUUCGGACACUGAUGGCGAAUCCGUCCAGCGAAUGCCUAUAUCUCAGAACGUCCGCCAAGCCGGCGAUGUAUACAUUGGGAAUUCUCUAGGUAUACCGCAAAAGCGGAUCUUCCAAGGCCCGCUGACGCUCAUACGUCGGGUCUCGAAUCGAAGUCGGCUACGAGCACCGCGCCGUAGGAAUGACAGCCAUACUAGCAUUAUUAGCACCACUCUUCCUCUCUCUGAUCGACCUGCCCACGAUCGUGCUCUACCAUACUUCCUGUCUUUCAGCGAGAUGCAAAAUUGGAUUGCUCGAACUAAGCGUAGAAAGGCGCGGGAGCGACUCGAGGCGAAGAGAAAUAAACUGCGACAGAUGAUCAAUAUGAAGGCGACUGUGAACCCUAGCUCAGUCGAAUCGGACUAUCCUCAACCAACCAGGUCCGCAUUUGAUAGCUGA
Messenger RNA from Coccidioides immitis RS, 3138 nucleotides. RefSeq lists its product as uncharacterized. The coding region runs from base 427 to 3138 and encodes 903 amino acids. The transcript has a single exon. The record is from RefSeq and is a predicted model, not a curated record. Lineage: Eukaryota; Fungi; Ascomycota; Eurotiomycetes; Onygenales; Onygenaceae.